This is a messenger RNA of Oikopleura dioica, 4344 nucleotides long. The record is from the annotation of a GenBank genome assembly. NCBI's taxonomy places the organism in Eukaryota, Metazoa, Chordata, Appendicularia, Copelata, Oikopleuridae.
AUGCCUCUUCCAGUGAUAAAAAUAAAAUCGAAUUUGUCACUUCCGCCGCAGUGCCCCGGCAGGACAAGGAACAACUUGCAAUUGACUCUUGGACCGGUUGAAUGGAACCCCCUGCAUUCGUACAAACCGCACAAUGAGGAUAGACAUGCAGUGACGGUUCAAUGGUGGGGUGAGAAAAACGACGGCGUCGAUUUGCCUCUAUCGACGACGAGGAAGACUACCACCAGUUAUGCUAUCAGGCGGCCUCAGAAAGCGCUCCAAUGCUACCUUACUGAUAUGGGCACGAUGACGUUGAGUCUCUAUGACAAACACGGAGAUAUCAUCGGCGCAGCUGCACUUCCAGGGAUAAAAAGGCUAUCCGAAAACAAUCCAGUAAAGGAAACUGUCCAAAUUCGCGAUGCCGUCGAAGGAUAUCGACUUGGACGACUCCCCGUGUCCUUGGAACUUGUUGGACUGCGACGAAGGGCAAGGUCUUCAUCUGGGUCCAGCAGAUCCAGGUCCAGAUCAUGCCCUCGCUCGCGAUCAGGGUCAAAGAAAAGAGCUUCUCCAAGAGGCAAGUCCCCAAAACAGAACAAAAAGAAGGGGAAAAAAGACGAUCCGGGCGCUCCGAAUAUCAAAGAGAUCGCAGCGUCGAUCGAUCGACUGCUAGAAAGAACAGAAAGCGUUCAAACUCAGAUGCAUCAAAACGUCGCUUCAACUUACGAUGCAUCUUCGAAAUUCGCCGUUAAUUUCUCCGACAAAACUCAAACAAUCCUACCGACAAACGAAAUCAAUCUCACUCCCGAAUCAAGCCAAAAAACACAACCCAUCGAAGUGCAAACUGUUCAAUUCGAAGCCCCAACGCAAGAGUGUCCCAAAAUGCAAAUUCCUUCAAAUCUCGGACAGGCAAAGCACCUUCCUGAAGUUAAAUUGUACAUUCCUCCACUCCCUGAUAUUGCUGAUAUUAUGCAGCCACUUCGACUCGAGCAAAAUAACGCUACUUACUUUUCUCAGAAUAAAGAAAACUUUCACAUUCCAAAUGUCAAUUACAGAUCAAACCAAGCAACGCACAAUGUUCCCCAGCUCAAUCGCCAAGUUACAACUUCUUGCGCAAAUACUCAAAAUUAUCAGUCCAAGAAAUUGACCGAACUCGUCCUGGGAAAUCAACUUGAAGAUUUGGAAGUGUCCGUUGAUUAUGUUCCCAGCGAGUGUGGCUCACUCCUCGACGAGGAAAUCCUCGACCAAAUUUAUCGAAUCAAUCGGCCGAAAAGCAAAAGCAUGGAAGAGCUCCCACCUGAUGUUUCGCCACCAAAAGCUGUCGAUGAAGAUAUUUGGCUGAAAAAAGGAGAAUCGCUUGAGCUUGAAGUGGUAGAGCUAGUCCUCCCAAGGAAGAAGGGAAGGCCCCCUCCGUCGAAUAGUCUUCGUGAAAUCGAAGAUCAUUACUGCGUUGAGCUCGGCUUCAACUGGACAGAAGCGCGGGACAAAACAGAACAGCUUGAAAAAUGUCGGUUCAUUUCAAAUAAGACGCGUUCCGGAAAGAUUCUUUUCAAAACGAAGCGAAAAUACAAGUCAACGAUGAAUGUUACUGCUCCCGUUGAAAUUUCAAUUUACCAACGCUCGAAAUAUCGACAAAAAUUCAGUAAAAUUGAAACGGUUCUUAUUGAUACGUCUGGAUUCACAAAUGAGCUGGAUUAUAUCGAGGUUGAAAUUCAAGGCUAUAUUCUCCGCCUCGCUGUCAUGAUUGUCAAACGAGAGGAAGCUCAAUCAACCCGUGAUAUCUCUUCAAUGGUCGCGCCAGAAAACACUCCUAGAUCAAUGAAUACAACUGGACGCCAAAUUAAUCAUCAGCAGUCGGUUCCCUCUGUUUCCGCUGGCCCUAUUUCUCAUCGAUCUUCUCAAGACUUUGGCCAGCCUACAGAGCCACUUCAGCUGUACUCCGACCCUGCGCCUAGCGUUCAAUCACAUUCCAUCGAAACUUCCUUCCCUAUUUCAUUCCUUCUUUGGGUCAAAUUUGCCGACAGUAUUCCCGAUGUUCGCGAAGGACCUGGGGAGCCGACUGCUCCUUUGCCAGAAAUCCGCGUUCGCUCUCCAUUGCUUGAAGAACAGAUCAGCUGCCGCGUUGGCGAGCGCACAAAUAAUCCUCAAUUUAAUCACUUGGCUGAGUGGACACGGCCCGUUCUUGGCUCUGAACUUCAGCUACUGCAGUCCUCUAUGUUUGCAUUUGAGUGCUGGUGUGCUACAGCUGAACAGGGUGAUAAAUUCCUCGGUCUUGGCCGGAUAACAACAAGUGGAUUGUCUAGCAUUCUAACUGGAGGCUAUGCUCAACUCUGUUCUCCAAAAUAUCCAAUGAUAAUGGCCGAUGGAAAGAUCCCUUUACGUGACAUUUCAUCCGAACAAAUACGAGGCUACUUGUCGGUUCUUCUUGCUGCGGGAACUUCUGUCCAGCUUGACCAACUAAAAAAUGUGCGAUCAGAUUUGAAAUCGGAAAUCGCCAAGCAAGAGAGUUUUCACCAGACACUGAUAGCUGAAAGUAUCUCAUCAGAAUCAGCAGAGCAAGAGCAAGAAGAGCUCCCUCCACCACCGAUCGAGCCACAACCUUCGGAGAGUCAGGCUUUUCAGCGGCCAAUUCCAGGUCUUCAGUGCCUUAUUUCUAUUGAAAAAGUCACUAAUCUUGCAAUCGGUGGAGAUCGAUUAUUGAGCGUCUCAGUGGACACUGUCGAGGGAAAUCUGACAACAGAAUGGUCGAGUGAUGGGGUCUGGAAUUUUCAACAAGCUUGCUAUUUGGAUGAAAAUCUUCCGGAAUCGAUAAUGUUCAAGCUUUACAGCUGCGCAGCCAGUAUUACUGAAAGUACCGAUUUGAAGGAUAUCCAGAGCCGAGAAUUUGGAUGGAUCGAAGUCCAUAUGCACACUUUGAAAUGCGGUUUUCCAUGCGUCAAUGGUUGGUACACUGUUCGCUCUGUAUCAGGGGAGUCGAUCGGCCAAAUGAAGCUCGGUAUUGCUCCUGCUACUAGUCCGCGAGUUUUCGUGCAACCCAAAAAGUCGAUCUCCCUCGAACAAAAGCUUCAAUGUGCUCCUGAAAAAAUGUCAUCAACUUCCAAAGCGCUCCAAGACCAGCUCAAAGCCCUUGAAGACCUCGUCAAUACUGUAAAAUCUAAACAAAGUACUUUGAGAUCUCAAACAGCACAAACUGUGACAGAAAAUGUCGGCACGCAAAUAACCCCGACCGCGAGCGCAUUUGACAAUGAACAAGCUCACGAUCAGGAUCAUAUGCUCAGAAUUGCAGAAUUCAAAAGUCAACAGAUCGACAUCUCAGUCAGAAAAGUCAGCUUAGCAUUGGAUCAACAUGUUAAUGAAGAAGCUAGUUCCUCGGAAAAACUUUCGGACUUGGAUUGUUCCGACGAGGAGAAUUUCGUCGAGCCGCUUAUUCUCAACUCGGCGAAAGAGAUUUCAGAGGCGUCAAAAUCAACAUCGAAUCCACUCAGCUCGACGAGAAUCGACGAUGAAGAUGAAAACUCACCGAUUGACGAUGUUUCAACUCUUGGAGACGAUGAUGGAGAGUCUGAUGCAAAGAUCGAAGCUAUGGUUCGCGAAUUCUCCGCUUCUAUGACCUCCGUGCAAGAGAAUAUCGAUGCAUCGAGAAAGCUCCGUUCAGAACUGAACGAGUCCAUGGGCAAGAAUCCUGACCAGACUUCGAUCUGGUCCGCCAGUGAAAACGAGGAUGAAGAACGUAGUCUAACGACAGUCGAUGGAGAGUUGAGCCAAAGUCGAAAUUCUCAGGCGGAAAAGAUCACGUUCGAUUCUCAAUCUGUUAAAAGUGUUGAAGAGGUGGACGAAAUCGACGAUUUGGAUGCUCCCCUGGAUAUCAAAUGGCUACGAAAGUCAAAGGAUCUUGAAGAUUCGCCAAGAGAAGAUUCCAAGCGACGAGAUAGUGAUUCCCGCUCACUGGAUUCAUCAAAGAACAGUUCGAUAAAUUUCAACCACUCGCAGGAUGAAACCACUGAGCCGAAGUCGACUUCAGAAGACUGCGUUGAUUCCAGAAUCGAACUGGAUCCAACACAUCUUCAAGAUACGGACAUCGAAGACACUUUUGUGGAAAAUCUUGGAAAUAUUUCCAACCUGUCGCAAAAAUCGCAAACGCAGUCGGAUCCUUUAACACAACCGUUGAGUGGGAGAAGUGGCGAUUCUGACGUUAUUCCAACGGCUUCAGGAAUGCCUUCUAUUGCUGAACGAGCCCUGGCAACUGCGCAAGAAGAAAUCGAAGCUCUUUCGUACGAACGCGCUAUCGAUAGACCACCAAGAACGAUGACGAAGCCACUGAAUUCAACCCAAACCCGGCGUCUCGCCGCCAUUUUCGGCAUCAAAUAA